CAGCAACUACCACUCUUCAUCGAGUUUGCAUCCCUUUUCAUGCUUUUACAUCUAAAUCGAUCGCUGAAGAUAUGGUCCUAUCAAUACGUCACUUAUUUCCCUCGCGACUGCCCAUACUAGACUAUUACGCAUUUUCUCCAUCACAUCUUCCUCAUAUCCAUGCACUUAACACACAUCUUUCACUUCCUUGACUACUGUCAAUACCUUUCACAACAGAAAUCUACAUCUACUCCACCAAGACGAAUCUAGAACUGCGAGGAAAGCUUCACGGGUCUACUCCAACAGGAGUUCUUUCAUAGACUUCAUUAACCUAGGUGAGCUUUGAAGCAUGAUUGAAUCCUCAUUUAGGUUUAGGCGGCCGUACAAGAUGAAAAACAGCGAGAAACCGGGCAAUAAUCAGCCUCAAGGAGUCUACGCCUGGACACAGGGCCAGGGAACAGCAAAAGACUUAUCAUAUGACUUAUAUCCUAGGAUAUCUGAGUUGGCAGAAAAAUGUCUUUAUUAAACGGGAUAUGUUUUCUAAUACCUAUAAGGCCGAACUUGCUGCGAUUAUAUCGCCUGACAGGCGAUUGCCAGCUUGAAAGCCGGCACGUCAGUCAUAAAUGCAAGGCUGCGUUUGAGAUUAUCCUUGAUUUCAAAGUAUCAAGCAAGGCACUCGACUCUUACGAUGCCUUCGGGCUAUUUGGACCAGCCACUGACUCCGGAAUGCUUGCUGGCUACAAGAACUUGAACGAAUAUCGACUUCUUGAACUGCAGAUCUUACUUGAUUCCAACACCACCGUUAUUCACUUUGGUCUCCUGGUCUCCCAUUCCAUAGUUUGAGCAAGACUGUUGACAGCCGGGUCAAUCGGCACACUCCCAUCUAAUUACUUCUCUGCCAGAGAUCCUUCACCGAUGAAUCCUCACUCUCUUCCGGUCGGUCCGCCUUAGUCCCGCCCUUUCGUGAAAAGCGGCGAUGCCCUGGAAUGCCCUGAAAAAUGGAAUCGAGAUAAACCCUUGAUUUAGGUGGCUAGGCUAUUACACUAAAGGCGCAAAGCUUAGCAAGAGGUGGUAUACAGACAGAACGCGAAUUAAGAAAAUAGAAUAUGAUAGAGGAUUGAUAAUUUUAGCUAAUAAGCCGAAGGUUAUUUUUGUGAUGAGGCACCUAUAUGCUAGAGAGCUAAGUAAACGUCGGAUGCUAUAGGUGCAACAAGUGGUCUCGUUAGGGAUAGUUAUAAGGAUAGAGC
Fusarium oxysporum Fo47 is the source of this 1226-nucleotide messenger RNA. RefSeq lists its product as uncharacterized. The transcript is spliced from 4 exons. NCBI's taxonomy places the organism in Eukaryota, Fungi, Ascomycota, Sordariomycetes, Hypocreales, Nectriaceae. The annotation marks the transcript as partial. The record is from RefSeq and is a predicted model, not a curated record.